Molecule: messenger RNA, 714 nt
Organism: Spinacia oleracea (spinach)
Lineage: Eukaryota; Viridiplantae; Streptophyta; Magnoliopsida; Caryophyllales; Amaranthaceae
Product: defensin-like protein 1
Exons: 2
Coding region: 105-332 (75 amino acids)
Biological process (GO): defense response
Source: RefSeq, a predicted model, not a curated record
UUUAACUGAAAGGACACUUUGUGGAUUAGCUAAGAAUUUACUCACUUGUUUGUUUACACUUUUACACAAAGAAAAGAAGAUAAGGCCGGAGCCAGAAAUUUGCAAUGUACAAGAGAUUAUUUGGGCUAUGUUUGUUGUUGGUCGUCCUCCUCGCUUCUCGGGAAGUGAAGCAAGCAGAAGGCAGGAUAUGCCAAUCAAGAAGCCACUACUUCAAGGGAGCCUGCAAACGUGACCGUAACUGUGCGUAUGUUUGCCGCAACGAAGGUUUCUCCGGUGGCCAGUGCCACGGUUACUUCCACCGCCGCAGCUGCUACUGUACUAAGCUUUGCUAGGGAGCAUUAUAUUGCUUAAUUAGUCAUGCGCGCUAUUUGAUUUACAAAUCUCUAGUUACUUCAUGGUUGGUCUGUUGAUGAAAAUUAUGGCGAUAUUGCAACAAUGUUUUCAACUUCGUCUGCAAUCGAUUUGAACGAGAUCGAAAAUCACCUCUAGAUAAACAGACCGUUUAAUGCUUGUGUCAAACAACAAUAUUGAAGAGAUUAUGUAGAAUUCUCAAAUUUCAUUCCUUCUUUUAUAUAUAUUUUUUUUAACAUAAGCUUAAUUUUUAGACAAACUAUAUGUACGGUGCUGCUUUUUAUCAAAACUUGUCCAUUUGUAUGUUUGGAUUUUGUAAUGUAAGGUUUCUAUUGAAAAGCAAGAUCAUUAGUUUUGCCUUGA